GCUGGUCGUGGAUCCCUCCCCCAGGUUUCAUACAGGUUGCAUUCACUCGCUCUCUGGAUCUGCAGCAUAUCAACAGGCAGGAGAGGUUUGCUUCUGACAGUGACUGACGGAAGUAUUUCCCGUUUCAUUUUUUCACGGAGUGAGGUACAAGGUCACUAUGGGUACCAGCUCCUCAUCAUACGCCCCCAAGACAGUCUACCUAGAUGUGGAUGGGAAAAUGCAGAAGGUGAUUUUCAGUCGAUACUGCAGCCCCUGUGACAUCCGAGAACUGCUGUGUUCUUCCUCUAACAUAGCCAGAAAUACUGCUAUAAGGCUGGUGGACUCGGAGGGAGCGCUGGUCUCCAUCGAUCCCACAAUGCCUACCAACACCCCAAACUCCCAGUACAAGGUAAUGCCUCAGUCGACUGGUCAGGUGGGAGACAAAGAAGACAUGUUCCAGAAUGUUUUGUCUCAGGUGGCAGAGCAAUUUAGCAGGGCUUUUAGAAUCAAUGAGUUGAAGACAGAGGUGACCAAUAGGCUUGCCAUGUUGGAGAAGAGAGUGGAGUUAGAGGGGCUUAAAAUGGUGGAGAUUGAGAAGUGCAAGAACGACCUGAGGAAAUUACGGGAUGAGAUGACCUCAAAGGGAGGAGGAAGAGUGACUUGUGGUUGCAAAUAUAGCUUCACAGAGGACGGCAAGAAACUCUCCCCAAGACGAGACGUUCCAAAUUACCCAAAGUAUACUCUAUCCCAGGAGACCAUAGAAGCUCUGAAGAAACCUACAUUUGAUGUUUGGCAUUGGGAGCACAAUGAGAUGUUAAGCUGUCUGGAGUACAUGUAUCAUGAUCUGGGCCUGGUGAAGGAAUUUAAUAUGAACCCCAUCACACUGAAACGAUGGCUGCUGGGAAUCCAGGAGAAUUACCGCAACAACCCGUUCCAUAACUUCCGCCACUGCUUCUGUGUCAGUCAGAUGAUGUAUGGAAUGAUUCACUUGUGCAACUUACAAGAGAGGCUCACCAUGACUGACAUGUGCAUCCUCAUGACAGCUGCCGUGUGUCACGACCUAGAUCACCCAGGCUACAACAACACGUACCAGAUAAACGCUCACACAGAGCUGGCGGUGCGCUACAACGACAUCUCGCCCCUGGAGAACCAUCACUGUGCCGUGGCCUUCCAGAUCAUCUCCAUGCCAGAGUGUAACAUCUUCGCCAACAUAGAAACGGAAGCCUUCAAACACCUCAGACAGGCUAUCAUCACUCUCAUCUUAGCCACAGAUAUGGCCAGACACGGUGAGAUACUGGACUCCUUCAAGCAGAACGUGGACAACUUUGACUUCACCAACCACAAGCAUGUGACAUGUCUAAAGCUGGUGUUGAUCAAGUGCUGCGACAUCUCCAAUGAGGUGAGACCCACGGAGGUGGCCGAGCCCUGGCUAGACUGCCUGCUGGAGGAAUACUUUAUGCAGAGUGACAGAGAGAAAUCUGAGGGUCUCCCAGUUGCUCCGUUCAUGGAUCGGGACAAAGUGACCAAACCCACCGCUCAGAUUGGCUUCAUCAAAUUCGUCCUCAUUCCCAUGUUUGAGACUGUUAUGAAGCUUUUUCCCCAGAUUGAGGAGAUUAUGGUGCAGCCUUUGCGGGAUUCUCGAGACCACUAUGAAGAACUUAAACAGAUUGACGAUGCCAUGACUGAGGUAAAACCCUUCUCCUCACACCUCGUUGACCUCAAGAAUCGAGGUCAAUCUCAUUUACAUUGUAUGUUAAAAAUAAAUGAAAUAAACAUGGAAUACAUUAUGGCUGACUCAUUAUACAGACUCUUGAGAAAAAAAAACAAUAGAGAACAUGGGCAUUUGUAGUUAAAAUUGUGUUUCAUUAUUUUCCUGAAUUGACUGAAGUUAAGCUGAAUGUGUCAUGCCCAUUGAAAAUGGGGGUCCUUUUAUACAUUUGUUUGCUGAAAAUACAAAAUAAAUGUUUCUUCAAUGCAUAAUUAACUCAAAGAUAUCAAAUGUGGCCAUCAGUUCCCCCUUGAAAGAAUUAAGUGCAUGACACCUCUGCCUCAUCAUUGCUUUCCUUUUAUUGUGUGCAGAUGCGGUAUGUCCUGUUAUAAGGCACUACUACAGCAGCGUAGUGAUGAUAAUAACUGGCUCAGGGGUGAAGUUUCCCCUAUGUGCAGAUCGAGACUCAGCUUCCUCAAUACUAACCUUAGCACUAGUGGGGAAACUUUUAAACUGACCCAAGAUCAGCGGCUAGGGGUAACUUCACCCAAUAACUGUGGCCUUAGUCCUUAGACUAUCUACCAGCUUUAUUACUCUAUAAAAUCCCUCCACCGCCAUCUUGUGUUAACAUAAAGGUGUCUUUUGUUCUACAAGGCACAGAAGAAAAAAACUGAGAGCAAGUCAUUAGGAGGAAAGAAGAAAUAAACUUUUCCUGCAAACUCAUUGGUACCUUGUAAGUUUAAACGUUAGAUAGAUGUGACGUGCUCUCCUCUUUCACUCUCUGACCAAACUUUAUCCCACUAAUGAUGUAGUUUACGUUUAUCCCAACAUGAAGGAUAUUUAGAGGGGGACCUGAUCCUAAAUGAACACUUCUACUCUGAGACAUGCAGCCCAUACAGCAUUAGUAGGCCCUAGACUGGUUUCAAUAGUAAGUGUCAUGUGCCAUCUAGUGGUAAUACCAGUGUUACCAUAUGGUUAUUAGGCUUCAGAUUAAGUAAAUGUAUGAACUUCACAGGCUUGUGAAAGUGCACAGGGAUUUUGAUACUGCUUUACAAUAAAUAUUGAGGGUCUUAUUCUACUGAUAUGAUGAUCGAUGCUUGACAUCCAUUUGACAAAUAAACAUUCUCGCUCUUAUCCAUAAUAAUCUUGUCAGGUAAACGCAGGUGCCUAGACCAGAGUAGGCACAUUUGCUAUUUAACGGAACUUUUAUUUUGACAAAACUAUCAGUAGAAUUUCAAAAUGCAAUGGAAACACAUUGAACUUCAGAUUUGUAUUCGGUUCAUGAAAAUGUAUUUUUGUGUCACCACGGAAAGCCCAAACCCCUGCUCAUGCAAACCUGGUGAUUAGAUGGUCUUGUGUAGAUUAUAUUUUCAACCAGAAACUAUCAGGAAAUAACACUGAUGUAUGUUUUUCCAAUGAGGAAACCAAUGUUUGUUUAAUCAGCUCUUGUACAAUAUGAUACACAACAAAUGUAAUUGUGACUGAACUGGGCUUUUAAAUAAUAAUAAUAAUAAUAAUAUAUGCCAUUUAGCAGACGCUUUUAUCCAAAGCGACUUAGUCAUGUGUGCGUAUUGCUGAUUUAUCAUAUGAUUGAUAUUGUUAUGACAUUCUAUAAAAGGUAAAGCUUUUAUACUAACUAUUUUAGAAGGCAUAUUGACAUGGCUGUUCUAUUGUAGAGAAGUGUGUGUGUGUGUGUGUGUGUGUGUGUGUGUGUGUGUGUGUGUGUGUGUGUGUGUGUGUGUGUGUGUGUGUGUGUGUGUGUGUGUGUGUGUGUGUGUGUGUGUGUGUGUGUGUGUGUGUGUGUGUGUAAUAGGUCUACCUCACCCCACCCCUCUCUUUUGACACCUAGUUCUGUGUGACCUUUGGUACUAUCUCCAGCAGAUGCAUAUUAUGCAAUAUUUUCCUCUUAUCCUGUUCUCCUCAUUUGACCCUUGACCUGAAGUAGAAAUAAUCCAGGAUCACAACUCUGGGGGCUGAGAUCUGUUGUCCUAAUCAUGUACUUUCCUCCCCCUUGAAUUGCAUGUGUUGAUAUGUCAGCGGUGGCUGGUGUCACUUUAAAUCGAACAUCUAACAUUCCAUUCAAGCCAUUGCUAUGAGCCGUCUUCCCUUUACCAACCUCCACUGUUAAAUGUAUUAUCUGUAUAUUAAUCGGCCUUUGAAUAAGAUCCCAUUGAUGGAUGGCUAUGUCGAAAACGCCUCACUUUACAAUGUAGAUCUUCUGUUGUUCAUAAUGAUAGUCUUAUCACACAAUAACCCUCAUUCCCAAUUAACUGGUUAUGCCCACCUCUGUUUUCUGGCUUUAGAGACCUCGGAUGGUGUUUCCAUUCCGAGGGGGAAGCAAGGCGUCUGCCUGAGCCUGAGCAACCGUCUUGGCUUGGUUUUGGCCAUAGAAAGGGAGACUCCUCCCCUAAUACCACAACUUCCUGUAGUUAUAUAGUUAUGUAGCCAGCCCAGGCAAGUAGGGUGGAGAAAAAUACAAAUUAACCAAUCAGCACCUUCCCUCUCUCCUUAGCCCCUCCCAACAUAAAGUGAGAAGAGGAGAGAAGACGGCAGUGAUAUUGUUUGACCUUAGGGGUGACAACACUGGGGCUGGUUUUGUUUCUUCUUGUUACUUUUGCACAAGGUUUUCUUUUGGUAGAGAAGGAUGAAACAUUUAGGGACAAAUAUGAAGAGAUUGUGUCUUCUAAAUUAGUAUGCGAGGUAGGUUAAAUAAUAGUAUUUAUAAUAUGGAUAGUAUUUACAAAGGGCUUUUCAUUGUAUGGGCCUAACGUGUACUGUACCUCAGCCACCUUAUGGGAAUUUUAAAGACAAAGUUGGAGAUUAGGGACAUAUAGCAGGUCGGAAGUAUUUUAACUGAGCCAGUUUUGUAGAAACCACUACAUGAUUUACAGUGAAGGGACAAAUACAUUUCUACCAGUGUAUAUUUUGACACGUGCGUGUAUGACUUUGCAUAUCAAAUUAAAUUGCAAUAUUUAUUGGCCGAUCAUCUCGAAGAUGUCUUUAUUUUAAACUUGCGUCUCCUGAGAAACUGUAGAGGUCAGUGUGUGACAACUAUUACACUACAUUUUAUUUCUCCACCUGCUGGUUAUUUGGGACACCUUUUCCGUUCUGAGGCCUAACUAAGACCUUUUAUCACACUAGUUUUCCUCUUGAAAAGUAGUUAUCCAUCAUUAUCAACCUGGUCUCUCAUACAUACUAUACACACAAACACCCAGAAGCAAUAGCCAGCUGCAAAACAUUCACAAUGCGGAGUGAUAUAACAUCACAACUUUAUAUAUCAGGGAUCAGCAACUAGAUUAAGCCGUGGGAUGUUUUUUUUCUUGAGAGAUGUUCAGGGGGCCAGAAAAUAAAUACAAAUAAUUAUGCAGACUGAAAAUUGACCUCAAGAAGCCCAAAAAAUAUAACAUUAGACUAAAACAUCAUUUCAAACCUUGCUUAAAUGUGUAUACCAUCACAUAAAUCCAAUCAAAAUCCAAUUAAAUGGUAUUUGUCACAUGCUUCGUAAACAACAGUUGUAGACUAACAAUGCAGAAAGAAAGAAAAAUAGAGAAACAAUAGAAUAAAAAAAUGACACUAAAUAGUAAAAGUUAUAAUAAUAUACAAUGAGUAACGAUAACUUGGCUUAACACUGUAGUGUUCACGAUACCAACCUUGUAUUAAUGAUACAAUACCAGGCCAAAGAAAUAAUAGAAAAGUAACAACACUUAAUAAUAUGCUAUGAGUAAUGAUAACGUCACUAUACACUCACUAUAUCUCUUUAUUAUGUGUAGGAAUACUUUGUAAAAGAUUUCCAAAAUUAAAAUGACUGGUAGUUCUGUUGCCGUCCUGGUCGGCCUUGCUGACCUCGUCGAUGUGGAAGACCUAGCCAUUGAGGGCGGAGGAGAAGGCGGAGGCCAGGCGCUGGGCCUGGCAGUGCAAUGUCUUCUUCGCCUUGCUGUCAGCAUCAAGAUGACCGGCUCUGAGGGCUGGGCAGUCUGGAGGUGCCUCCCCAGGUGGAUUGUACUCCUCAGAGCGCUGGCUGGGGAAACACCUUUGUCACACUCUCCAUCUC
Molecule: messenger RNA, 5738 nt
Organism: Oncorhynchus keta (chum salmon)
Lineage: Eukaryota; Metazoa; Chordata; Actinopteri; Salmoniformes; Salmonidae
Product: high affinity cGMP-specific 3',5'-cyclic phosphodiesterase 9A
Exons: 18
Coding region: 158-1828 (556 amino acids)
Biological process (GO): cGMP catabolic process
Molecular function (GO): 3',5'-cyclic-GMP phosphodiesterase activity
Source: RefSeq, a predicted model, not a curated record